CCGGCGUCACAGGCUUGUUACGAGUGUACUUCUCUGACCGAUCUAUCGACCGCAAUAAUUGGUAUAUAUGAGCAAUGUUGGGCAGCAAUUGCUGUCAGGCGCGGCCUCAGGAUUUGCUUCAACAGUCGCUCUUCAACCAUUUGACUUCUUGAAGACACGAGUCCAACAGACCGAUGGAACCCUGAAAUCCAAAGCAGUGAAGAGCCCGCUCAAGAUCACAAGACAGGUGAUUGCGGAAAACGGGAUAUUGGAGUUAUGGCGAGGGACGAAUGCUACGCUCAUCAGAAAUGUCCCCGGAGUGGCGAUUUACAUGUCUGGCCUCACUCAAAUACGGACAUUCAUGGCGUCGUCGCCCUACUUUGCCUCUGUGCAGAAACUUCGCUCAGGUUCUUCGUCACCUGCUCAUUCCCAUGCCUCUGUGCUACCCUCCCUGACUAGCGGCGGUAAUCUCAUUGCCGGAGCCGUGACUCGCGUCAGCGUCGGAUUCGUACUUAACCCCUUCUCAGUGCUCAAAGCCCGUUACGAGAGUAACAUGUACGCGUACACGUCUCUGUCUGGUGCCUUGGUAUCGAUAGUGCGCGGCGGUCCCCGAGAACUCUUCCGGGGCUUCCUUGCGUCCGCGCUACGCGACGCGCCAUAUGCGGGCCUUUUCGUAGUGUUCUACGAAGGCAUCAAGCGAGAAACAUCCUACCUUUUGCCACCAACGUCCUCCGUACUGUCGACCAGCGUGCACAGCAUCUCCGCUGCGUCCGCGGGCGCAAUCGCUACCAUCCUCACGCAUCCCUUUGACGUGAUUAAGACCAAGAUUCAAGUACGGCAGGAAGACCGAUACCAAGGUCUAUGGACGACGACCAAGACGAUAUGGACGCAACGGGGUGUAUUUGGCUUCCUUGACGGGGCCGCUCUCCGACUUUCGCGCAAGGUCCUCAGCUCUGCCAUUGGCUGGGCGGUGUACGAGGGCAUCCUGCUGUUCCAGGUCCGCAUGGUCCACGCCAAAGAAGUCUACGGCAAAUCUGCAGGCUAGAUCACACACGUUUUGACUAACCACUACUAGUUUGUAUGCUUGCAUGGUAAUACUAAUGAACAGUGAACCUUCGCACCCC
Messenger RNA from Punctularia strigosozonata HHB-11173 SS5, 1103 nucleotides. RefSeq names its product mitochondrial carrier. Bases 68 to 1024 code for a protein of 318 amino acids. Gene Ontology annotation, molecular function: glycine transmembrane transporter activity. NCBI's taxonomy places the organism in Eukaryota, Fungi, Basidiomycota, Agaricomycetes, Corticiales, Punctulariaceae. Gene Ontology annotation, biological process: glycine import into mitochondrion. The record is from RefSeq and is a predicted model, not a curated record. The transcript has 9 exons. Gene Ontology annotation, cellular component: mitochondrion; mitochondrial inner membrane.